GGGGAGAACUAUGGCAGGUGCAUCUUGGAGUGUGUGGUGUAAAGCUGAGCCUGGGGGAAGUAGAUGGGUGUGUUGGUGAAUUUCAGUUCUGGUUUUCUCUGUGCUUGAGCCCAUGGAGAAGUGCAGUUGAGGCCAGUCCUCUGACACUGUAGGGGAUUCACACUACCCCAAUCCAAUGCUGCUGCCAUCAGGUCAUUUUUAUUUUAUGAAGAAAUCAGAGUGAUUGCUUGAGGAAUAUUGUAUCCAAAUGGAUUUAAGCAGGAUCACUUGUAUGGGAUCAAGGGUUCCUGGUGACUCAGGGCACCUCAUGUCUCUUCUUGGGUAUGUUAAGAUUUGCUGUGAUGGUGUCACAGAACAUACACUUGAGAUUUUUUGAUGGGUAUUGUCUUGCUCCAUAGCUGUUUUUAUUAUAACUUUUUUUUGUUAGGGAUUAGGCAAAUCCAGGCUGUUGCAGGUCGCACACCCACAUGGUAGGUGGCUGAGGGGCAGGGCCCCAUGGAGGGGAUCCCUUUGGGUUCAUCAGAGGGGUGUUCAAAGCAGGACACAGCUCAGCCUGCAGCACCAGAUGCACUCUGGUAACCAGGCAGCCCCAGCAGUGCUCCCUGUGUGAGAGAAGGUGGCCUGGGAGAGGGGAAAACAUUUCAUUUCAGAUUCUCUCCCAGAGACCCCAGUGGAGCAGCACUGGGUGCUGUGUGAGCCCAAGGAGCUGGGGAACAUGUCCUGGCCUCCUCCCCUGGAUCAUGAAGGGCCACCAAAGUGCUUUCCACCACCUCAGCUCCACCUUUCUUAUCCUCAUGAGCACCAGAAUAAUUGCUGGGUGCAAUUAUUCCAACCACCAAGAGAGCUUCAUCCUAAUUAGGACAGGAGUGGAGACAACUGCAGAAACUGAAGUUUCAGUGGAGGCAAUGUGAAGUGAUCCAGUCUCCAAAGGACACAUCAUCAUCUUCCCACACUGGGGAGGUCUGCUCUGAUUGCAUCGGUGGGAUUUUUCUGUUCCUACUUAGGAAACAUUUUGAUGGUUUACUCAAAAAUCCCCUGUCUGUGGGAGAACACAUGACCACACCAAAGGCUGAUUUCCUUUAACUGUGGAUUUCAGGACCAUGUCCAGAAAUACCUUCUCUGUUUUAUCCAGUAUCCUUGGGGUUCUGAGGUACUCGGGAUUUUGCUCUGCUGCUGCUGCUGCUGCUGCUGCUGGCAACAGUUCCCAGGGUAUGGGUUAUCCUGAGGGAUAUCUUGGGAAGCUUCAAGCAUAAAACAAGCCUCGUUUGUGCUUUAUGAAACAAAAGCAAUUUGUCUGCAAGCAGUUUCCGGAAUCAACAAAAUGCAAGGGUUUUAAUGAGAAAAGCUGCUAGGAGAACAAGGAUCGAGUCCAACUCCUAACUCUGCACGGGACACCCCAAAACCCCAUCCUGUGCCUCAGAGUGUUGUCCAGGUGCCCUUUGAGCUCUGGCAGGCUUGGGGCUGCCCUGGGGAGCUGUUCCAGUGCCCGCCCACGCUGGGAGGGGAAGAACCUUUCCCCAAUAUCCAGCUCCGUGACACAACCUCAGCCGUUCUCCCUCUCGCCGGGUUUUCCCAGCACCGCUUCCCCUCACGGCCGUUCCCGCCCUCUUCUCCCCUCAGGGCGGCUCCCGCCUCCUUCCAGCCCCUCAGGGCCGUUCCCCUCACGGCCGUUCCCGCCCUCGUUUCCCCUCAGGGCGGCUCCCGCCUCCUUCCAGCCCCUCAGGGCCGUUCCCCUCACGGCCAUUCCCGCCCUCUUCUCCCCUCAGGGCGGCUCCCGCCUCCUUCCAGCCCCUCAGGGCCGUUCCCCUCACGGCCAUUCCCGCCCUCUUCUCCCCUCAGGGCGGCUCCCGCCUCCUUCCAGCCCCUCAGGGCCGUUCCCCUCACGGCCGUUCCCGCCCUCGUUUCCCCUCGGGGCGGCUCCCGCCUCCCCCCAGCUCCUCAGGGCGGCUCCCGCCGCGAUGUUCCGCGGACACCGUGCUUGGUUCUCGCAGAGCGUCAGCCCGGGCCCGCGGGGGCUCUGGGCAGACGGUGGCGGGACGAUCGCCCACUGGCUGGAUGCUGACUACCUCUUCAGCAGCGAUGCUGCCCACCCCGACACCCGCAGCAUUCACGAGAGUCUCCGUUACUUGGAGGGCAGAGCCACAGUCUUUCACUCCUGUUACCUCUCAGUGUGUGCGAGCACCCGAGCUGCAGAGAGGCCCUCGCUGGUUCUGGGCCUCUUCGUCCUGCCCCCUGCCUGCCUGCAUGAAGAAAUCAGAAGGAAAAUUGGCCGGUUUAUUUGGGAGAAGGCAGAUACCCUUGAAGAACAGCGCAAUGAAAAUCCAACAGAGGAACCAGCAGCAGCUAGAAAUGGCUGUGAGGAGGAAUCACAGGAGGAAGUGCUAGACCUGGCUGAGAGCAGUGAAGAAACAGACUCUGAAGCACCUGCCCAGGGAGAAUUUCCAUACCGUGCCCUCCAGGAAUACCCAGUAAAUAACAUGGUGACAGGCUAUGCCUCUGCACGGGACAUGAAGAAAUACGAGGGGGAACUCCACGACUUUAUCCCCGGCACUUCGGGCUACGCAGCAUACUGGGUUCAAAGCAAAUGUAGCAUUUACUGUGAGAAGACCAAAAUGAAGAGGAAAUGGUGAGGAACAGGUGGCUGGAGCAGCAAAAACUUCCAUUUGAGAGCUGCCAGAUGAUUUAUAAAUUAUCCAACUGCAGCUCAGAACAUUCAUUGUGUUAUUUAAGUACUGGCUACAGUUAUUGCAGUAUUUGCUUCUUUAAGUACCUAAAUUUCACAACAAACAUAAAUACAGACAUUUUCCCCCAAAACACAAAUAUUUUCUUUUUAUUGUGAGGCUGGGUGGGGGGGGUGUGUGGUGGCUUAAGCUGUGUUUUAACUAAUUUAAGCAAGUUUUUCUUGGAGGGAGAAUCCAAGGUCUCCUCACUUUCAUUUAAUCAAGGAAUUUUAAGACUUUUCCCCAUCAUUUAAGCACUCGGAAGUGACCAAUAGGGCUGCAAAAAGCAACUUUUACUGUGGUAACAGCCUGAUCCCUGGGCUGCCCACUUGGAGGAAGCACAGGAAAACCUAGGACAGGCUCCCACAAGCUCCAAGGAGCCACCAUGGUUGCUCUCCCACUGCCCCAAAGACAGGAGAGCGUCUCAAAUAACAGCUUUGC
Molecule: messenger RNA, 3161 nt
Organism: Motacilla alba alba
Lineage: Eukaryota; Metazoa; Chordata; Aves; Passeriformes; Motacillidae
Gene: TERB2
Product: telomere repeat binding bouquet formation protein 2
Exons: 7
Coding region: 1959-2630 (223 amino acids)
Biological process (GO): homologous chromosome pairing at meiosis; meiotic attachment of telomere to nuclear envelope
Cellular component (GO): nuclear inner membrane
Source: RefSeq, a predicted model, not a curated record